AACGAGACGAGACCAUCGCUGCCGCUGUUAGAGAGAGGCAUAGCAGGUUCAAGCAAGUGUUCGUUAGCGUACUGCCAUUAAGGACCAGAGUAUAUUUAAGGGACGCGUCAGUAGACCAAGGUUUGGAAUCAGCGGUGCAAGAUGAGCUGAAGAUUAAUCGGGCUCAAUCAGCGAUGCUCCACUUCUCCACCGCCACCAAAAAAGAAAGCGCGAUCUCAUUGGCCAGGUUCAACAAAAAACAACACCGCCCAAUUCAAAGAAAAACCCCUUACAUGCAUCCUGGAUUCUUAUGAUCAUCAUAAGCAAUGUCGGCCCAACAACUAAUUACUGUACUCCAGGAUCUGGUCAACGCCAGUACAAUCGAUAACUCAUGGAACCAGGAGCUAGACGCUGUCGCGAAGCGGCUUCAGGUCGAUGCCGAUUUCCGCAUUGAAGUUGGACGACAUGAAAAUGUAUGGAGCGAUAUCGCCGCUAUCUUACGCAGGGUUGUCAAGGACGGAUUAGACCCAAAGCAAGUCGAGCAACUCAUGUUUCUGAUGCGAACUAUUCGUAAUGCUGUUGCUGGUGUUACUGAGAAUCAGGAUCAAGCAAGGACGUUCAAUCUUCCGAAUUUGAUCCAGGAGGUCGUCUCGCAAGCUGCGCACACUCAUUACGGAAAUGUCGCGUAUAUCAUGAUGCUGCGAGCAGGAAUUCAGGCUCUGUCCAAUCUGUUGACGGGAAACAACGUAUCGAAGGAUGAAAUCUGGAAAUCCCUUCUCGUGAAGACACCCAGUCCGAGCUGCGACCAGAAUCUUUUGAGCACGUUGGCGGCCAUCGAGGAUGAGACGAUUGUCCUUAGCACAGUUAUGCUUUGUUACAAUUGUAUUUUUGAAUCCCUUGAACGCAGUGAUUUAUUAAUUUCAACCGCUGCGGGGAGGAAGCUGCAGGCCCAACUCCUCAACGAGUCCCAUGCAACAAGCAGUAAGGAGGAGCGAAAGAGUUUUGAGAUGAUUUACACAUUUUUCAACUACCUCAUUGGACAGGAUUACUUCCCACAAAUGUUUGAGACUAUGAAAUCCCAAGAACAGGACAAUGAAGGGGAUUACAAAAUUCGAUAUCACGGAGAACAUUUUCAUGAGAAGGAGGGAGAAACCAUUCCCAAGAUCCAGGAGCUGGGGAUUGAGGAAGUAGAAGACGAAAACGAUCCUUCAAAUGCCAAAAAGGACCAAGAAGGGACCAAACCUGGGGACCCCCAUCUCAGUGCUGAACAGGUCAUUUUACUCAAGAUGAUCGACUCGCGGAUCUGUGCCCAUCACCAGCAACAGCAAAAAUUAUACCAACAGCGGCAAAACUUAGACAGCCUUCCAAAAGACACGGAACCACCGGUUAGUUUGAAAACCGUCGAGUUCUUAACAGAGACCUUUGCCAAGGUUUCAACGCUGACUAUCGGGGUCUUCAGGACUUUGAAUCAGCCUGGCAUUGGACAGUAUGCCGUUGAAGAUCUCGCAAACUUGUCGUCUGGGGUCAUGUUACUGCUCGGUUGCUUUGCACACCUCAGUCUUUUCGAGGAUGGUCAUGUUAGCAUUGCACAAGGAGUUCUAAGCGAGGAUGACGAAGUGCUCGAGGAAACUGAGCGACCCGGUGGACUCUUGCCGAUACCCGACUGGUUCAAAGCGCAGCAUAUGGCGAUGGUUAACGGUGGGAUUGUUGAAAAUGCUAUAGAAUUACUGCGACAAUCAGACAAGAGUCUGGCGCGAGUGACUAAGCCUGUACCCGGAGCCCCUGUGAACGCGACAACAGCAGCAACAUCUGCAGCCACAGCCGCAGCCACAAAUCCAGUCGCAAGCCCAGUUACGACCCAAGCAUUUGAGGCCAACACAGAAUCAACUCUGCUUUCCGGCACCUCAACCAUGCAGGGACAGCAAGCGUUCUUUGUCGGACUGAAGCGUGACAUUGUGCGACUUGUCGGUAACUUAGCCUAUCGGUCUAGACAUGUCCAGGAUCGGAUCCGGCAAUGCAAUGGCCUCAUCGUCAUCCUUAGUCAGUGCAAUAUCGACGAUGCCAACCCAUAUCUUCGCGAGUAUGCUAUUUUGGCGAUGAAGAACAUCCUCGCUGGAAAUCUCGAGAACCAGGCGCUGAUCGAGGAACUACAGCCGAUCGAGGCGGUGGACCAUCCUGCUUUGCAAGAGGCUAGAGUGACAGCACACCUUGAUGCGGAGACUGGACGACCGGUCCUAACGCAAAAAAAACCAUAGAGCGCUAUUCAUUUCUGGCCGCGAAAAAGCGAGUAAAAUAAUAAAUGGGAUGCC
This is a messenger RNA of Gamsiella multidivaricata, 2288 nucleotides long. Its product is annotated as spinocerebellar ataxia type 10 protein domain-containing protein. The transcript is spliced from 8 exons. NCBI's taxonomy places the organism in Eukaryota, Fungi, Mortierellomycota, Mortierellomycetes, Mortierellales, Mortierellaceae. The record is from RefSeq and is a predicted model, not a curated record. Gene Ontology annotation, cellular component: cytosol. The coding region runs from base 306 to 2234 and encodes 642 amino acids.